Molecule: messenger RNA, 5956 nt
Organism: Eublepharis macularius
Lineage: Eukaryota; Metazoa; Chordata; Lepidosauria; Squamata; Eublepharidae
Gene: NFX1
Product: nuclear transcription factor, X-box binding 1
Exons: 24
Coding region: 205-3531 (1108 amino acids)
Biological process (GO): negative regulation of transcription by RNA polymerase II
Cellular component (GO): nucleus
Molecular function (GO): DNA-binding transcription factor activity, RNA polymerase II-specific; RNA polymerase II transcription regulatory region sequence-specific DNA binding; zinc ion binding
Source: RefSeq, a predicted model, not a curated record
CGUGCUAUGUAUAGCCACCGGGCGCCCACCCGCGCCGGCAAGAGCCCAGCCUGAGGGGGCGCUCUCGUCUGGCGGGAGCGGGAUGGGCCAGCGGGGAGAGGCCGGCGCUUGCGCGGCGGGCCGGGGCAGGCAGGAGCCGUGGCGCGGAAGGGCUGCGCGGAGCUGAGGCGGGCGGCCGAGCGGCCUCGUCUCCCGGCGGCCGGCAUGGCGGAGGCUGCGCUGCCCAGCUCAGGUGCCUUAAAUCCUGAUGCAACUGAUUUCAUUCCAAGGGAAAGGCAAACUUGCAGUCUAAAUUGGAAUAGCCAAUCCAGGCGGGAAUUGGAUCGGGAUUCAAGCAGAAAUUGUAUGCCACCUCCUACUCAACCUAGGCACAAUAGAUAUGAAGUCUGUUCUGCAGAUCAACAUAACUUUUACAGUCCAGAGAGUCAGCGUAGAUCUCAGCCAGAUUCUUCACUGUUUGGCAGUAUGGGUAAAACAAAAAGCCGCAAUUUUCAAAGUCAGCGAUGGCAGAGAUCAAGGAAUGAUAGAGCGCAUGGGAAAAAUCAGGCAAAACAAAGUGGCGUAGAGGACCCUGCAUGUUUAGAUACUAGGCUGAUUCCAGGACGAAGACUGAAUCCUAGAGAAUACAGCGAUUUCUCUUCAGAUAGCGAGAAAGAGACUGCGGAUAAUAGAGGAGCAAAACCAAAGAAGACCUACUUGAUGCAUUCACGUGGAAGAGGGCUGAAAGAAAAGGAGAAACAUCCACCUGAACGGGAUAAAAGAAUACCCUCCAAGUGGAAGGAUGAAGCCUAUGAAAACAUACCAGUGGUAGAUCUAACUCAGUCAGACUCUUCUGAAACAUCUUUUGGAAAAGCAGUGUCAGAUGGCUUUUCUGAUAACAGCAUCGCACGGAGAAGGUAUCCUUUUGCAAACAAGGAUUUUAGGGAGCCUGUGCGGAAUAAAGAGACCAGCAAAAGGCAAGACAUGUCUAGGAGCAAAAACACAAAACACAUUAAGAAUGCAUCUCUUCCACACCCUCCUAAAGAGCGCACCAGUGAGAAGAGGAAAGAAUCCGUGCUGCAUGAAAGAGGAUCAAAUGUUGUGAGUGUGCCACAGACUCAACCUUUGUGUGAAACAGUCGGACGUGGGGGAAGAAAACCCCUCGUUCAAGAGGGGUAUAAAAGCAGGCGCUGGAAGAAGCAAAAUGAUGCACCAAAGAGUAAGGAAACACAUACAGGGUCUCUAAUAGAGCAGCUUACCUCAGAGAAAUAUGAAUGUAUGGUGUGUUGUGAGGUGAUCCGUAUGGUGGCCCCAGUGUGGAGUUGUCAGAAUUGCUAUCAUGUAUUCCACUUGAGCUGCAUUAAGAAAUGGGCAAGAUCACCAGCAGCACAGACUGAAGAUGGCAACAGUGGUUGGCGAUGCCCAGCUUGCCAAAAUGUUUCAUCUCAAGUUCCCAAUGCUUACACCUGCUUCUGUGGUCGGGUUAAAAACCCUGAGUGGAACAGAAAUGAAAUUCCUCACAGUUGUGGAGAACUCUGUAGAAAGAGAAGAUCAGCUCAAGAUUGCCCACAUUUAUGUAAUAUUCUCUGUCAUCCAGGACCAUGCCCAUCAUGCCCUGCUUUUAUGACCAAAAAAUGUGAAUGUGGACGCACAAGCCAUUCGGUUCGAUGUGGGCAUUCUACUGCAAUUCAGUGUACUAAUAUAUGUGGGAAUGUUUUGAAUUGUGGUAAACAUAACUGCACCCAGGUAUGCCAUUCAGGAAAAUGCCAGCCUUGUGAAUUGACUGUAAAGCAAGUGUGUUACUGUCAGAGUACCUCUCGAGAAGUCUUAUGUGGAACAAGUGAAGAACAAUUCUCCUGUCUCAGAACUUGUGGCAAAAAACUCGCUUGUGGAAUGCACAGCUGUGCACAAGUGUGCCACCCCCAGUCUUGUCAGCCCUGCCCACGGCUUCCGCAAAUCGUGCACUGCUGCCCUUGUGGGCAAACUCCUCUUAGCAAAUUAUUAGAACUGGGGUGUCCGGAACGUAAACUCUGCACAGAUCCCAUCCCAUCGUGUGGAAGAACAUGUGGCAAACCUCUACCUUGCAGUAGCUACGAUGCUGUUCAUACAUGUGAAAACCUCUGCCAUGAAGGAGAAUGUGGGACAUGUUCUCGCACAUCAAAGAUUUACUGCAGAUGUGCCUUAAAAACCAAGGAAGUUCCCUGUGCCUGUCUCAAAAACCAAGUUGAAGUUACAUUUUUGUGUGACAAGCGAUGCAACAAGAAACUGUCAUGUGGACGACAUAAAUGUAGUGAAGUUUGCUGUGUGGAUAAGGAGCACAGAUGUUCUUUGAUAUGUGGACGUAAGCUCAAUUGUGGUAUCCAUAGAUGUGAAGAACCUUGCCACCGCGGCAAUUGUCAGAAAUGCUGGCAAACAAGUUUUGAGGAAUUAACUUGUUAUUGUGGUGAAUCAGUGAUUUACCCUCCAAUACCUUGUGGUACUCGACCACCUGAGUGUAAAAAAUCAUGUACCAGACCUCAUGAAUGUGAUCAUCCAGUAUAUCAUUCCUGUCAUAGUGAAGAGAAGUGUCCGCCCUGUACAUACCUUGUCCAGAAAUGGUGUAUGGGAAGGCAUGAAUUGCGGAACAAUAUUCCGUGUUACCUCACCGACAUCUCCUGCGGCCUCCCCUGCGAUCGGAUGUUGAAAUGCGGCAUGCACAAAUGUAAAAGGAUCUGCCACAAGGGGGAAUGCCUUAUAGACGAAGAGUGCAGGCAGCCGUGUACUAUUCUUCGGCUUCAUUGCAAUCAUCCGUGCAUGUCUCCGUGCCAUCCGUCUUUACCUUGUCCUACGACAUCUUGCAGUGCAAAGGUUGAACUUCAGUGUGAAUGUGGAAGAAGAAAGGAGGUUAUGGUUUGUUCGGAAGCUUCUAGUACAUAUCAAAGAAUAGCUGCAAUUUCCAUAGCCUCUAAGUUAACAGAUCCACAAUUUGGAGAUUCAGUGGAGAUUAGCAGAUUGAUUACCAAAAAGGAAAUGAAGCACACCAGGUUGCAGUGUGAUGAAGAAUGUUUGGCACUUGAAAGGAACCGGCGGUUUGCUGAGGCUCUCCAUAUCGAUGACAGCUCUGACCCCUUUAACGUUCGCUCCUCUGCACCCAAGUACAGUGAUACCCUGAAAGAGGAUGGGAGAAAGGAUUUAAAGUUUGUCAGUGAAACUGAGAAAGAAAUGAAAGCCCUUGUGGAAGCUGUAAAUAAGAGCAAGCAUACGAAGAAGAGCCAUUGCUUCCCACCCAUGAACAGAGAACAUCGCCGAAUCAUCCAUGAGCUUGCUCAGGCUUACGGCAUUGAGAGUGUGAGCUAUGAUAACGAACCAAAGCGCAAUGUUGUUAUCAGUGCGGUGAAAGGGAAAUCAGUUUGUCCGACAGUUACUCUGACAUCUGUGCUUACCAAGGAGAAGCAAAGCAGACCUCCCCCACCUAUUCCCCAUCACAAACAGUCAGAAAAGCAUGGAAAUAACAACGUAGAGCGAGGCUUCAAAGAGGAGCCAGUGAUUGACUACUUUGAUGUACAGGACUGACGUAAUGAAUUAUGCUUUUGAAGAGUGGAAGUGGAGCUGCUGGUGUGGUCAGGACCAUUUUCAUCAAAGAGCAUUCAUCAAAGAGCAUUCUACUGAAUUGUAUUCAGAGUUCAUCAUGGAAACAGUGGAUGGAAACAGAUUGUUCAUCAAAAUAUAACCUUUCUUGUAACAAUAAAUAAAUCUAAUCAAUUUUGUGAAACAGCCCAUUUGCUAGUGGGAGGCAGCGAGAGUGACAUGUACAAGCAUAAGUGUGACUUUCUAAGAACUUUGAGUAGUUCAUAACUACUAGAAAUUAAGAAAACAGUAUAUCCUUUCUUUUCCUUUUAUUCCCUUAGAAGCUUACUGGUUUUAGUUAUCCUACUUUCUGCUGCAUAGCACAAGUGGAUUCUUAUCUGGGUGACGAUGCUACUUGUUCUGAUGCAAGACUGAAUAAAAUUAACAACUUUCCGUUGAAAGAUACAAGUCCAUGAAUUAUUAUUGAGGAAGGCGGGAGGUAGGGUUAAGAUUUAUAUUGACAGAUCCAGUUCAAAUUCAGCUUUUAAAGUGACAAGGUAUUGUCUCCUGGCAGUUGCAGCCUCAUGCAAUUUGUCUACUAUACGUUCAGAUCUUGGUUUGUACCAACACUUUCUAAUAUUGAGUUGCUUCUGCUGCAAAUCCUCCUUCCUUUGGCAACAUUGGAAAAGCCUUGCUUUUUGUCAUUCCCAGGUAUGAUCUUGGGAGUUUAACUGAAGAUUUUAAAAUGGAAAACUGUUUCUCUUGGGUUUAUUCUUCAGUUCAGCUAGCAGUGUAGCAUUAAGGAUGUGCUUGCCUUGUGGUGGUAAAAUAUACAUUGCAUUUGUAGCAGUUCUUUCUCAUAAGAAAGAAAACGUGUUUGUGUGUGUCAGGCUGCCACUGAACUUGCCUGUUGCACUUCCAUUGAAAUCUAAACCUUAUUUUGCCAGUGUCGCUUCUGGCCCCUCAGGAUGUGUCAGACUGCUGCCUGCCUUUCCUACUGUAAGCAUCAAAUAGACGCCACACUCUAGACCAUAGGCUCUUUGUGAGCGGCUUCUGAGGUUACAGCUCUUUUGUGGGAGUUCUCACACAGUCAUUCCUUGCAGAUAAUGUAAUUUAGGAAGGAAGUUUAGAUGAAGACACUGGUGGAGUUAAUCAUGCUUAUUUUAUUGCAGUUGAACCUUGCCUUUCCAUACCAAUGCCUAAGGCAGCACUUUGUAGGAAUGCAAGAAAAUUUGAAGUGAGCUGACGUAUCUCUGUAUGCAAGUGCAGAUGCAAGUGGAAGUUCUAGGUGUGUUAUGGCAUUGAGAUGUGAAUGAGCGAUCUUAUUAAAAAUAGAGACGCAAGAGGGCAGACCCACGGUCUUCUUAGCAGAAUCUUUAGGUUUGCUAAACACAGACACUGCUAGAGACUAGUCAGUGUGUCCUGUCUGCAUCUGAAAUUAUGCACUUUCCCACAAUUUAGUUCACUGUCAUUUGUGUACAAAAAUGUACUAUCCCCGUGACAGUGUAACCUAGCAUUCUUGUUAUAUAAGCUUUUUCUCCAUUGAUUUGGAUAGGGUUUGUGCAUCCACAUCUACUGACACAUACGACUGCAAGGGGUGCUUGACACAUUUUAGCGUGAGGCUGUCUCUUGAUCCGGGCCCAUAUUUUCUAGUACGUGGUGGGUUUUUAUUUUUGUAGAUGGUCAUUUUAAAGUGAUUGGUCCUAACGUUGCUCAGUGGAAAGUGUCCCAUCUGCAUUAAAGAGUUAAACAUAUGCUUUCAGUUGCUGUUUUGCACAUAUUGGUGUGUUUUACUGGGAGCUGAACUUGUAGCUGUUGUUUGGAAAUCACCUGUUUUCUUGGUGAAGAAAAUAUCCUUUAUUCCCUUCUGGUUUGGUUUCCAAUGUUUGAUAACCUAAAUGGAGAGGAGAAAGUAUUUUUUGUGCUCACUAACAAGGUACUUCGAUUUGUUCAUGCAGACAGCACGAGUGGAACUUUGGACCGAAGGUUUAGUAAUAUAUUAAAAACUCCUCUGAUUAUUCAGUGCUGUGUGUGCAUCGAUCUGUGUGUAAUCUAAACUUCGUGAAAACUGCUAUGGAGACCACUCCUUAUGCCAUUUUUCAUGAUGUACUUCAUGAUGAAGUGAAAUAAUAGAUUUGGUUAUUUUUUCAUACGUUAUUUGUGGAAUUUAUCUAUACCCAUGAGCACACACACUUGCCUGCUUGCUUUCAAGUUCAGUGGUGUAAUAAACUACAAAACUACUAUAUAAAUCUGUAAUAAAGUUAAAAUUGCUAUUUUUGCAUUUACUUAAUAGAUUUUUGUGACUCAUACAUACAAAUGCAGAGGCUGCUGAAAAGCCGGAGGAAGCCAACGAUGAGAUAAAUGAGAAGGUCUUCAUAUCUUUGAUGGAUGUCAUGACCUGUAUUAUUAAAACAUAAUCAAAUAUUUUAAA